Molecule: messenger RNA, 2258 nt
Organism: Fundulus heteroclitus (mummichog)
Lineage: Eukaryota; Metazoa; Chordata; Actinopteri; Cyprinodontiformes; Fundulidae
Product: 14-3-3 protein beta/alpha-B
Exons: 6
Coding region: 141-911 (256 amino acids)
Biological process (GO): signal transduction
Cellular component (GO): cytoplasm
Source: RefSeq, a predicted model, not a curated record
GGCCUGACGUCAUCCGUCCCGGUGCGACCCUGCUGCUGUGCGUUUGAUUGGAGGGAAACCCCGUGGAUGAGCGGGAGAGAUCAUCAGCUGUGCGGCCGUGGCAUCAGGAGCGACACCGUUUAACGACAUUCACAGAAGCCAUGGCAGACAAGGCGGAGCUGGUGCAGAAGGCCAAGCUGGCCGAGCAGGCCGAGCGCUACGACGACAUGGCCGCCGCCAUGAAGGCCGUCACGGAGGAGGGCUCGGAGCUCAACAACGAGGAGCGCAACCUGCUGUCGGUGGCCUACAAGAACGUGGUGGGAGCCAGGAGGUCCUCCUGGCGGGUGGUGUCCAGCAUGGAGCAGAAGUCCGACGGCACCAAGACCGCGCUGGCAAAGGAGUACAGGGAGAAAAUCGAGAAGGAGCUGAACGACAUCUGCAAGGAGGUUCUGGACCUACUCGACAAACAUCUCAUCCCCAAAGCGACGCCUGCUGACAGCAAAGUCUUCUACCUGAAGAUGAAGGGAGACUACUACCGAUACCUGGCUGAGGUGGCAACCGGAGAGGACAAGGAAACCAUCAUCAACAGCUCACAAGAGGCCUACCAGAAGGCGUUGGAUAUCAGCACCAAAGAAAUGCCUCCCACACAUCCCAUCCGCCUGGGCCUCGCUCUCAACUUCUCCGUUUUCUACUACGAGAUCGUCAACUCACCCGACAAGGCCUGCACACUGGCCAAAACGGCCUUUGACGAAGCCAUAGCCAUGCUGGACACCCUGAGCAGCGACUCCUACAAAGACAGCACCCUGAUCAUGCAGCUGCUCCGUGACAAUCUCACACUGUGGAUGUCGGACGCGCAGGGAGAGGGCGAAGAUGAAGUGAAGGAGACGGAGCAGGAGCCGGCACCGGCACCGGAGACAGAGGAGAAGAACUGAAUUACAGGAGGAAAAAUAAAACAACACAUUUUUUACCUCUCACCAGCCUAAGUUGUGUGCUUGGUUGCGUGUAUGUGUGUGUACGUGUGCACAUACAUGCACAGAUAUGUAUGUUUACACUCCACUGACGGUGUGUAAAAGUACAGGAUGUGUGUGCAGAUGCAUUGAAGUGUAUGUGUGUGUGUGUGGGAGAGAGUGAAUGAUAAUUGUAUGAACACCUCCACAGAGAAAAGGAUGGAAUAGACUUGAUUUCCUUUUUUUGAACAUUAUUAUUCCGUGAACCUGUGUAUUCUUGUUUUUGUGUGGACUUUAGAUCCCCUUUAGAUCUGCCCCUCAUGAUCUGUAAUAUUUAUCAGUGUAGCAAACUGCUGCUGGUGCAGGAAAACAAAGAACAUGACCUCUGAUCUGUCUCUGGAGAAUUUCUAUGUUUUUACUUGAACUAAACAACCUUUGUGACACUCCGCGUCCACUAAAGUAUCUCUGGAAGAAAAAAAAAAAAAAAAAAAGAGGGCAAGGUCUCUAAUGUCCCCAUGUUGACAGUAGGCGGUGAUCGUACGCCGUCCCAGGUAAAGAUGCGUCUCCGUAGUGCUUGUGCCCACCCCGCCCUGUUGGUGUCCCGUGUAGCCGGUAGCGUGUAAAUGGAUGGUACAUGUUGCUGUUUGAACGACUACUUUUCAUUUUUGGUCCAUCUUGUUGAGCGACCUUUUUUAUCAACCGUGAAACGUGUGGUCUUUUUUUUGAUUUCCUGCAGUUUUUCCCACACCACAGAAUAAGGUAAACCGCCUAAGAUGACAUCUUGAAGAAAAACAAUUAAAUAAAUGGCUUGAUACUGUAACCUUUUUGAUAUUUUAACUCUUCAGCGGUGCAGAGGAUACUUUACGCCAUGCGCUUUUAUGUGGCUUUCUAAUCUUUUUCUAUCAGGUGUUCUUUUUACUAUUUUUGAUUUCCUGUAUUUUACUCUCUUCGACUCCUGCAGAAUGUAUGUGGUUCUCAGUAGUGGUGUGUGUGUGUGUGUGCGCGUUGGGGGGGUUUAGGCAUGCUUCAAAACUGGCAGUUUAGGAUUUAGCUUUAACCCGGUGUUUUUAAACGUAACAUUUUAUCUUUUUUAUGAGAGUACAUCAUGACACGUGGAGUAAAAAGUGAGCAUCAAAGUAAUGUCAUAGACAGCUUCAUUAAAGCCAUUUUUGUAGUUACAGAGUAGUGCCAGUAUGGAAUUACAGUAUCUUGGUUUAAGGGGGGGAGAAAAAAAAAAGGUGGGAUACAUGAUUCAGAAUUUGCAAAUCACACAACGAGUGCAUUAUUUGGUUACGUGCUUUCAUGUAAGUGGAAUUAAAACAUUGAAACUGA